AUGGAGAGCUUCCUCUGCUGCCCAACGUGGAAGCUGACUGGCGCCAGCAAUACUGCUAACGCCGCUGACGCCGCUGACGCCGCUGACGCCGCUGACGCCGCUGACGCCGCUGACGCCGCUGACGCCGCUGACGCCGCUGACGCCGCCGCCCGCUGCAGCCGCAGACGCCCCCCGCUAGUGCUGUCACCGCUGCAACCUCUGCUGCUGCCCGCUGCCGCCUGCCACCGACUGCCACCGCCUGCCUGCCGCUGCCUGCAGCCACUGCCCACCAAUGCUGCCACCGCCGCCUGCCACUGCCUGCCUGCUGCCGCCACCAGUCAGUACUACCACUGCCGUCUGCCACUGCCGCCCCCUGCUGCCGCUUACCUCUGCCUGCCGCCGCCACCUGCCUUCUGCCACCCACCGCCCUUGCCUGCGCCUGCAGCCUGCUGCCCGCCGGCAUCCAUGACCGCCUGCCUGCCGCCGCCGCCGUCUGCUGCCACAGCCUGGCUCCACCGGGCCCAGCUACCUAACCCCGAGAAUCCUGAACCUGCUACCUUUUACCUGCCGCCACUGCCUGCCUACCGCUGGCGCCUGCAGCCCGCUGCCCCCACUGCCUGCCUCCGCUGCAGCCUGCCUCCUCCUGCCACCUUCCCGCGCCACCUGCCUCCGCUGUCUGCCACCGCUUCCUGCCACUGCCGCCUGACACCGCUGCCGGUUGCCCGCCACGGCCCGCUGCCGCUUCCUUACCACCGCCGCCUGCUGCCGCUUACCACUGCCCGCCACCGCAGUCCGCCACCAACGCAUGCCUACUACUGCCGCCUCCCAACAGUUGCAAUUCCCGCCUUCCUAACACUGCUGCCUGCGGCCACCACCUGUCCCCGCCAACCGCCUGCCACUGCUUCCUGCCACCACCGCCUGUUGCCAUCUGCGGCUACUGCCACCAGCCUCUGCUGCCUAACCUCGACGAUGGUUGCCAACGUUGCCUGCCUACCGCCGCCACCUGCUGCCGCUGCCCCCUGCAGCCCGCUUGGCCCCACCGCCAGCCGCUGCCACCUGCCGCCGCUGCUGUCUGCUGCCCUCACUGCCUGCCCCCGCUGCGGCCCGCAUCCCCCUGACACCUGCCCCUGCCGCCGCUUUCUGCCACCGCUUACGCCCGCCACGGCCUGCAGCAUCGCCGCCUACCCCCGCCUACUGCCACUUACCACUACCCGCCACGGCAGCCCCCCGCCAGCACAUGCCUACCGCUGCCGCCUACCUAACGCUGCUGCCUGGACCUGCGCCUGCCGCCGCUUACCACUGCCUGCCCCCCCGGGGCCUGCCGGCCGCCACUACCUGACCCCACCACUGCCCGCCGCCACUUCCUGCCGCCACUGCCUGUUGCCACCUGCGGCUACUGCGUACCCCCAGUGCUGCAGCAUGCCUGCAACUGUCUGCCAGCUGCCUGCCGCAGCCUGCCUGCCCCCGCCCACUGCCGCCGCCGCCGCCUGCUACCUCCUUCCACCGCCCGCGGCCCUGGCCUGCCUGCCGCCGCCGCCUGCCUGCCUGCCGCUUCUUACCCAAGCCCGCCACCGCUUCCUGCCGCCGCCUAGCGUCCGCUGCUACCCAACGCUGAAGCCGACUGACGCCAGCACUACUCCUGACGCCGCGAACGCCGCGGACGCCGCUAACGCCGGGGACGCCGCCGCCCACUGCAGGCGAGGACGCCACCCGCUGGUGCUGUCACCACUGCCACCUCUGCUGCUGCCCGCUGCCACCUGUCACCGACUUCCACCACCUGCCUGCCGCUGCCUGCCACCGCCUCCUGCCACCGCAUGCCUGCUGCCGCCACCAGUCAGUACUACCACUGCCGCCCCCUGCUGCCACUUACCUCUGCCUGCCGCCGCCACCUGCCUUCUGCAACCCACCGCCCUUGCCUGCGCCCGCCGCCUGCUGCCCGCCGCAUCCGUGGCCGCCUGCCUGCCACCGCCGUCUGCUGCCGCAGCCUGGUUCCACCGGGCCCAGCUACCUAACCCCGAGAAUGCAUGCCAAAGCUGCCUGCCUAACCCCACCGCUGACAGCACCGCCGGCCUAACGCUGCCACCUGCCAAUCGCCACAGCUGCCGCCUGCCUAAUGCUGAUGUCUGCCACCUGCCUGCUGCCACCACCUGCUAUAUCCUUGCACCACCCGCGGCCCUUACCUGCCGUGGCCUGCCUGCCAGCCGCUGCUUACUGCAGCCUGCACCUGCUACCUCUUAUCUGCCGCCACUGCCUGCCUACCGCUGGCGCCUGCAGCCCGCUGCCCCCACUGCCUGCCUCCGCUGCAGCCUGCCUCCUCCUGCCACCUUCCCGCGCCACCUGCCUCUGCUGUCUGUCACCGCUUCCUGCCACUGCCUCCUGACACCGCUGCCGCUGCUUCCUGUUGCCGCCUGCCUGCCGCUUGCCGGGGCUUGCCUGCCUGCCGCCCCAGCUGCCUGCGUCCCACCGCUUCCUGCCGCCGACGCCUGCUACCUCCUCGCACCGCCCGCCUCCCUUGCUUGUGGCUGCCUGACUGCCAGCCACUGCUUACCACAGCCUGCCCGCGCUGCUGCCUGCUGCCACUGUCGCCUGCCCUGCCGCCUGCCUUCACUUCCUGCCGCCGCUUCCUGUCACCACCUGCCGCCGCCGCUGCCCCCUGCCCCGCCGCUUGCCUUCGCUUCCUGCCGCCGCUUCCUGUCACCGCCUUUCGCCGCCAAUGCCGCCUGCCCCGCCGCCUGCCUUCGCUUCCUGCCGCCGCUUCCUGUCACCACCUGCCGGCCCGCUGCCACUGCCGCCUGCCUUCGCUUCCUGCCGACGCUUCCUGCCACCUCCUGCUGCCAAGCUUCCGCCACUGACACCCGCUGCCCAUCGCAGACGCUGCUGCUGACCGCCGACAUGGCUGGCCCACGCUGCCGCCCUCUGCCGCCUGCUGCUUGCUGGCGCUGGCUGCCCAGCGCUGACCCUGCCCAUACCACCACCGGGCCGCUGCCCCCGCCAGCUGCUGCCAGUUACCGCUGCCUACCGCCCCAGCUACCUGCCCGCCACCGCUUCCUUCCACUGCCGCCUGCCACCCUUGCCUGCAUCCCCUUGCCUCCGCCUGCCUGCCCGCACCCCCUGCUGCCAUUUACCGCUCUCUACCGCCGCCACCUGCAGCCCGCCACCUGCCACCUCCUCUGCUGCCACCAGCCUCCGCUGCCUAAACUCGACGGUGCCUGCCAACGCUGCCAACCUACCGCCGCCAACUGCUGCCGCUGCUCCCUGCAGCCCGCUUGCCUCCGCUGCCUGCGGCCACUGCCGCCUACUUCCCAAACUGCCUGCCCCCACUGUGGCCCGCCUCCCCCUGCCACCUGCCCCCACCUGCCGCCGCUUUCUGCCACCGCUUAUGACUGGCUGCGAUUAUCAGCCGCCGCUUCCUGCCUGGGCCCUGGGGCCUGCAGCCCGCCACGGCCUGCUGCUUCUUACCUACCACCGCCGCCUACCACCGCCUGCUGCCACGUACCAUUACCCGCCACGCCAGCCCACGGCCACCACACGCCUAUCGCUGCCGUCUACCGAACGCUGCUGCCUGGCUCUGCCACCUGCCGCCGCUUCCUCCCGCCGCUUACCACUGCCUGCCCCCGUCUGCCACCUCUUGCCGAUGCCGCCGCCUGCCUGCCCCUAGCCGGGGCCUGCCGGCCGCCACUACCUGCCCCCACCACCUGCCCGCCGCCCCUGCCUGUCGCCACUGCCUGUUGCCACCUGCGGCUACUGCGUACCCCCAGUGCUGCAGCCUGUCUGCAACUGUCUGCCACCUGCCUGCCGCAGCCUGCCCGCCCCCGCCCCCUGCCGCCACCGCCGCCUGCUACCUCUUGUCGCCGCGGCCCCCUGCCUGCCUCUGGCCGUGGCCUGCAAGCCGCCGGCACCUGCCCCCACCACCUGCCCGCCGCCGCUUCCUGCCGCCACCACCUGUUGCCACCUGCAGCUACUGCAUGCCCGCCGGCGCUUCCGGCGCCCCUCCCCACGCUGACUCACUCUGCCGCCGCUACCCUCCUGCUGCUGACCCCGCCCCUAUCGCGGCGCCUGCCUCCCCCGUCGGUGACUCCGGCUGAAGCCAAUGGCACCUGCUGCUGA
This is a messenger RNA of Mirounga angustirostris (Northern elephant seal), 4086 nucleotides long. Its product is annotated as proline-rich protein 36-like. The coding region runs from base 1 to 4086 and encodes 1361 amino acids. The transcript has 10 exons. The record is from RefSeq and is a predicted model, not a curated record. Lineage: Eukaryota; Metazoa; Chordata; Mammalia; Carnivora; Phocidae.